Messenger RNA from Echinops telfairi (small Madagascar hedgehog), 1434 nucleotides. Its product is annotated as protein FAM47E-like. The transcript has a single exon. Bases 1 to 1434 code for a protein of 477 amino acids. Lineage: Eukaryota; Metazoa; Chordata; Mammalia; Afrosoricida; Tenrecidae. The record is from RefSeq and is a predicted model, not a curated record.
AUGGGCCGCGGGUUACCUGCGCAAGGGCUGGGGCAGUUCCACGCUGCGCCCGCGGUCCUCGCGCCGGAGUCACGGUUGGGCGCGGCCAGGACGCCUCCUCGGACCGCACCUGCAGCUGAACAAACUGCCGAAACCCACCGGCAGGGAGCCAGGGCCACCAUGGACCACCAGAAAUGGUGGUCCCAGCCCUUGAUGAUGGAGCCCAGGCCCCCGGGCAUGAACUGCAAGCCCUGGUACAAAGACAGACUGCCUUCCAAGUACUUCGCCAGGGCCAAGGACAGGCCCACGUUCCCCACUUCCCUGUGCGGCCGGAGGUGGGUAUUCCUGAAAGACGGGCUGGACGACUUCAGGUGGGGUUGCCCACCUUGCUCAGAGAUGAUCGCUCGGGGACCUAAGGAGGGCUUUCUCCCGAUCAUUUAUCGCACAAAGGCUGGGCCUGCCCCCAAAAGUUGUGGGAAGAAGCUGCCCAAAAAUGCACCCCAAUUUUCCAAGCUCUCACCGGCCCAGCUAGCCCGGAAGGCCUUCGUGGAGGAAGUAGAAGCCCGUCUGAAGGAGCAUCCCUUGGCUUUCCACUCGAAUCUGGACGAUGCGCUGCCUGUAGAUCUCUUACGAAAGGUGCUGGAAAUACUAGAUCCCAGCAAGCAGCUGAAGGACACCUGGGCUUAUUGUCAGGAAGGCAAGAAAAGACCAGAAGAACACAGAGAGCCUUUAAAAAGACGUUCAGCUAAAGUCGGCCCGUGCCCUCCCAAGCCGACUCCCAUGCCGAAGCCAGAAGACUGGCUUAAAGAAAUUAAGUCAGGCAAUGAGGAUUUGCCCAAAGUGUCUGUUACCGAGGAUGAAAACGUAGCUAAAGGAGUUACUAAUUUCUGCCACUGGGCUGCAUCUAUUGGAUGUCCAGGGGUUGAUGAAGGGUUUAUUCUGAAACAAUUUGAGUUAGACUUCAGCUGCAAUCGCAAGUUCGGUCCGUCCCAAAUAAAGAAAAUCACUCAGGUGGAUUCAGAAAUUAAGUACACCCCGGGACGAAGUAAGUGUGCACAACCGAAAUUCUCCACACGAGAAUCAGACUUUGAGAAGAAAGUCCAACAACCAUGUAGUCCUCCCCAGAAGAAGCAUGUGAAGAUGAAAUAUGGAGCAUGGUACCUGCACCCUAAGCUGUGGAAAAAGCAACGAGAAGACGAACCUUUGCUGGACCCCAAGGCCCCACCUGCAAUGGAAGACAGCUAUUUUAAAAGGGUUGAUCCGGAGCCAGACAUUCUUGAAGAGCUGUAUGCAAUGAUUGCCUUUAAGGAUUUUAUUCUAAGCAAGGGCUACAGCAUGCCGAAUUUAAUUGAAAAGCUGUUUACUAGAAAGGGAUGGACAUACGAAGCUAUUCAGAUACCUGCAAUAUUAAGAACAAAAUUCGAGUCAGAUGGGGCUUCUUUAAAAAAGGAUUAG